This is a messenger RNA of Triticum aestivum (bread wheat), 1260 nucleotides long. RefSeq names its product leucine-rich repeat extensin-like protein 3. Lineage: Eukaryota; Viridiplantae; Streptophyta; Magnoliopsida; Poales; Poaceae. The record is from RefSeq and is a predicted model, not a curated record. Bases 234 to 794 code for a protein of 186 amino acids. The transcript has a single exon.
AAAAGGAGACGAGACGACGGACGACGACGACCGCACCACUCCACUCCACAAAGCCCAACCGCUAAAGCGCCGAGGCCGACCAUUAUAACCCACACAAAUUUCCCACCCAGAGGAGAGAACCCCGAGCCGAGCCGAGCACACCAAAAAGGAGAGGAGGAGGAAGAAGCUAGAGAGUCGCGCAGCUAGAGAGCACGGCCGCGAGAAAGGCUCGAGCUUUUCUUGCUUUCGGCGCCAUGGCGAGGCGGACGGCGCAGCGGUGCGGGCUGCUGCUGGUGGCGGCGCUCCUCGCGGUGGUCGCCGUGGCGGACGACAGCGGCGAGAAGUGCACGGGCGAGUGCGGGAACCCGUGCGGCAUCCCGUGCACCUACUCCAGCCCGCCGCCGCCGGAGCCGGCGAUGCCCCCGCCCGUCUACUACCCGCCGCCGGCGCCCGUCUACUCGCCGCCGCCGCCCGAGGCCGUCUACCCGCCGCCCACGCCCACCGCCGACUGCCCGCCGCCCCCCACCGAGGGCUACACGCCCGCGCCCUACACGCCCACGCCGUCCACACCGUCCGGCGGGUACACCCCGACGACGCCCUCCGGCGGGUACAAUCCGACUCCGUCGGGUGGCGGGUACAACCCCACGCCGUCCGGGUGGUUCACGCCGCCCAACUUGCCGUCGUACCUGACCCCGCCGGGGCCGCUCUACCCGCAGGACCCUGGGUUCCGGCCCAACGCCGCGCCGGGCGUCUCCGCGUCAUGGCGCGCGGCGGCCCUCGCGGCUUUGACGGUCGCCGGCGCCCUGGCCUUGUGAUCGCCACCGACCGACGCACCGAUCGCGCCAUGGCAAGGUACACGUGGGCGCCUCCGGAAGGCAUGGGGCCAGCAGCUGCACCGUUCGACCGAUCGAUCCAUGGAGCCGGUGAGCAGCAGUGGUGACCAUGGUAACCGAAGGGCGCGCAUGCAUGGCGUACGUUUUAAUUGAAUUCCGUUGAUUCCGUGUUGAUAAUAAGUAAGGUUAGGGGAAGCAGGUCGAUCCAUCUCGGUGUUAAUAAUUUUUUUGAGUUUUCAUUCGUGCUGUGUUCAUGUUCAGCCGUACAUCGGCGUCGGCAGAUGAACCGUUCUUGUCAUGUACGUACGUAAGUUGGGUCUCGUAUUUCACUUUGGUCAAUCAUAGGAAGGGAAAGGGUCACUACAUGUUCAUCAGACGAUGUGAUACUGAUACAUAUUUAUGCUUCUGAUUACUCACACUUGAAUUCUACUCCAUGUUUCAUGUCUCA